Molecule: messenger RNA, 2461 nt
Organism: Schistosoma rodhaini
Lineage: Eukaryota; Metazoa; Platyhelminthes; Trematoda; Strigeidida; Schistosomatidae
Source: the annotation of a GenBank genome assembly
AUGUAUAUAUAUAUAUAUAUAUAUAAUGAACAUGAAGCUUAUGUUUAGGGUAGGAAAUGUACAUAAGUUCAAAUUCCCUUUGGUUAUGUUUACUUUUAUCUUCUCAAUGAUUUUUAGGACUACAAUUGAUCACUCUCUUAUUGGUAUAUGUACAUCCUGUGUGUAUUGCAUUGAUAUAGUAUUAAUUCACAAGCUUGAUAAAGCAAAGAUGGAUAGUGGCUAGUAGUGGAGUUUAGGACACUUGUUUUAUCCUAUUUGGGACUCGUCAUCUGGAUAUACCUGUAUCUCAGAUUUGAUGUUUACUCUGGGAUUCGAACUCAGUACCGUUCACUUUAAAUACCAUUGCAGCAUUAUCCACUUAGCUACUAAGUCUUCAUAAUCACUUGUUUAUACAAUAGAAUGAACUUUAAAUUCACUUGAUAUUGUUUGCUUGUAUCAUCACCACUGAUAACUAUCAUAUUUGGAAUUGAAAUUUCUAAAUGAUAGAUUAAUGUAUAGAAUUGAUUGAUCUAAAAUUCUAUUGGCUAAUAAGUUGGUCAAAUGAUUAAAUAAUACAUGAAUUUGAUUGGUCCAAUUAUAAGUCGAUUUAUGAUUGGUUGAAAUAUAAUCUAUUUAAACUUUAUACAUUCCAUCUGUUGAUUAUUAGAAUGCCAAAAAUCGUCAAAGGUGGUGAUGAUGAUUUUGGCAAUGAUAAUGGUAAUAUGAGGGGUUUAAUCACAUAUAUCCUUCAUUAUAUCGAUGUGUAUACAAGAUAGAGAUUCAUGUAAGAUUAUGGUCAAUCAUAAAUUAACAGAACAUUGUAAUUGACAAUAAUGGAAUUGCAUAUUCCAACAAAUUCAUUAAUUAUGGAUUAUGAAAAUGAUGAUUUAAAAAGUAAUUUUUCUAUUAUUUAUUCCCAUGAAGAAAAAAUCAAUAAUCAAUCAAUUAUACAUGAUGAUAUGAUUGAUAAUUUACAAGAUGAAAUGAAUUCUGAAUUAUUACCUAAUCAUGAUAAUUAUAAUCAUAAUGAUCGUCGAAAAGAGUCAACAAUGAUAAAUCAAUCAUCAUUAAUGUGGCUUGAUGAUUCAUUAGAUACAGAUAUUAUACCAUUAUCUGGUUUAAGUGAAUUAUCAUCUUAUAGUAUACCAAUUCUAUCAAAUGAUACUUCAGAAAAUGAUGAUUCUAAUUGGAGUAUAUGGUUAAAGACAUGUUCAUCUCAAUCACCAGCUACAGAUAGGAAAGCAAACAAAUUUAAUAUAAAUUUAUUAGAUGAAGAUUUUUCUAUACAUCAUCAAGAACCAGAUUAUGCACAUCAUAGGCAUCAUUCAUAUUAUUAUCAUCAUCAUCAUCAUUUCCAUCAUCAUCAUUGUCAUCAAUAUGAUCCAUGUCAAAAUCAGAGUAUAGAUAAGGAAAUUAAUUUAACAAAUGAAGAAUCAUUGAAGAAAGCAGAUGAUACUGAUAAUCAUAUUGAUGAUGUUGGACAACAGCAACAACAACAACAACAACAAUCACGUAGGGAUUCAUUAAUCACUGAAGUUACAGAGAAAAUUGAUUCAUUUCAAAGUGAUACUGAUAAUCUCCCUCAUUUCCGGGAUAAAUAUCCUCAUCAUCAUCAUAUUCAUUAUCACCAUCAUCAUCACCAUCACCACCAUCAUCAUCAUCACCAUAAUAAUAAUAAUAAUAAUAAUAAUAAUAAUAAUAAUAAUAAUAAUAAUAAUAAUAAUAAUAAUAAUAAUGAAGGUCAACAAUCCCCUCUCAAUGAACUUAUUAAUUCCAUUGGUGAAUGUAAGAAAUGUCAGUCAUUUGAAUCAAAACGUCAUAUGACAAUAGAUAAAGGUACUAUGGAUGAUUUCAAAAAUGAUGAUCAUGAUUUUAUGAAAAUUAUUGAUCAUUUAGAAGAAAUGUUCAAUUUAGAAUUGACUGAUAUUUGGCAUUCAUCGCAUAAUCGUGUCAUUCAAUGGUUAAAUGAUAAUACACAAUCAAUAAUGUCAACAUUAAAAGACUAAUUACCAAUGUAUUCUUUCAGUAGAUCUUAUUUCUUUAUUUAAUAAUGAACAUGAUUGUAUUCCUCACUUUAUAUAUUUGCAUUUAAUUAACUACUUAAAUAUUAUUAGUAAGUAGUAUUGAAUAAUAAUGGAAGAUUGAACAAUAAACAUGAAUAAUAAUUAUAUGUAUAUAUAGUAAUAGUUUAUCACUGUUUACAUUGUUAUUCAUAAAAAGUGAUGAUCUGAAAACAAACAUACCACCAAAUUGUAUAUGAUAAUACAUAGUUAUAUGAGAUGAUGUCAAAGAUUUUUUAGUUCAGAUAGAUGAUUUUGAUGAAGUUUUGUUCUUUGAGUUGAAUGGUUUUUGGUUAUAGAGUUUUCAUCAUCCUUCUGAACGAAAUCAUCAGCAGUAGUACAAACUUCAUGUAGAAAUUAUGCUUAUGAAUGACUAUUAGCUUUAUCAUUCAUAUAUGUAAAUAAUCUAUAUAUAGUUAGAU